Python bivittatus (Burmese python) is the source of this 1121-nucleotide messenger RNA. Lineage: Eukaryota; Metazoa; Chordata; Lepidosauria; Squamata; Pythonidae. The record is from RefSeq and is a predicted model, not a curated record.
AUGGGACGUUUGUCUACCUCUGCAGAAUGCUACCUUCAUGUAGGAGACUGCCUCACAGUCAACCUGUGCCCGAACGGUCCUCCGCGGUUCGCGCCGGGUGCUCUCCCGGCCUCGGCCGGCGCGAGGCGACCCGCCCGCUGCCCGCGUGCUCCGCAGGUGUGCCCGGACGACGCGCACGGCCAGUUCCUGCUCCCCGCGAGCUCGCUGGGCAAGAACAGGGCGGAGGCUUCCCUGGAGCGCGUCCAGGACCUCAACCCCAUGGUGGACGUGAAGGCGGACCCCGGGGACGUGGAGCAGAAGCCGGAGGAGUUCUUCACUCGCUUCGACGUGGUCUGCCUGACGUGCUGCACCCAGGAAGUCCUCCUGAAGGUGGACCAGAUAUGCAACAAAUACGGCAUCAAGUUUUUCACUGGCGAUGUCUUUGGUUAUCAUGGCUACAUGUUUGCCAACCUGGGUGAACAUGAAUUUGUUGAAGAAAAAACAAAGGCUACCAAAGCUAGCCAGGAAGGGCAGGGGGGCUCUGAUCCGAAGAAAGCCAAGCUGGAUCUUGCGGAGACCACCCUGGUGAAGAAGCAUAUUCAUUUUUGCCUCCUAAAAGAUGCCCUGACUCUCAGUUGGAGCACUGAAGGGGCCAAGACAGCCCUGAAGCGGACUGCCCCAGAUUACUUCCUGCUGCAAGUGCUUCUGAAAUUCCGGACAGAAAAGGGGCGAGACCCUUCCCCACAGAGUUACAUGGAUGAUGCAGAGGUGCUCCGUCAGAUGCGCACGGAUGUGCUGGCCUCUUUGGGUGUUGGAACUGACCUGAUUGCUGAUGACUUUGCCAGCUGCUUCUCUGAAAUGGCCCCCGUUUGUGCUGUGGUUGGAGGGGUGCUGAGCCAGGAGGCUGUCAAGGCGCUCUCACAACGGGACCCUCCCCUCAACAACUUCUUCUUCUUCAAUGGCAUAAAGGGCAGUGGGGUUGUGGAGUGCCUGGCCCCCAACCUCACAUCCUGAACCGAUGGCCCUGCACAGCCUUGGGAGAUGAUUCAGUUACGGAUCUUCAGCUAUGGAUGCACUUCCCGAACAGCCAACCCUCAUAACGUCUCUUUCCAACUUAGCCCCAAUAAAAACUUCUUUGGUUA